AAAGCAGCCAGUCGCCAAUCGGUCACCGUAUCAGGAGGUAGAGCAUAAUGUGUCAUAAUUUUCUUUUCAUGAAUUUGAGUGUAAAAUUGUUCUCUUUUUGUGAAAACGUACUAUUAUCGUUAAAAAGCAGUAUUGUGCAUUUGGAAAGCUGUUACAUUGAAAAAUACAACAUAGCAGAGGCUUUUUUGAGCCGCCCAAAUGUAAUUUGAAAUGAAACGUUUGCGUGUGGAUGAGACUGUGAAAGAAGGUAGUGAACCUCCAUUAUCAGGAAGUGGCAUCAGCCAAGGUGGAGCCCUCUAUCACCAAUCGCUACCCAACGUGGUAACAGGACCAUUGUCUUAUUCAAAUUCUCCCGGAAGUACAGUGAAAGUAGUAAGUGAAGGCAUGCAAUCAGGAUUGUAUCCACCGACUCCACCUGUCAGCUAUGGUCACCCGUUGCCUGCUGCUACCACUCCCCAUUCCCUAAAGCCACCAGCAAUGUCCAUCCCAGUUGGUGGACAUUCACAACUACGAACAGCAGGGGGUUCCCCCUCAGGCGCUGGAAUGCAGGAGUCAGCACAGCAGCAAUCACCGGGUACUACUAAUUUUCAAAGGUUAAAAGUCGAAGAUGCCUUAUCCUAUCUGGAUUUAGUAAAGUUCAAGUUUGGUGCUAAGCCUCAAGUUUAUAAUGACUUUUUAGACAUUAUGAAAGAAUUUAAAAGUCAAACUAUAGAUACGCCUGGAGUUAUUACAAGAGUAUCGAAUUUAUUUAAAGGAUUUCCAGAGUUGAUUGUUGGUUUUAAUACGUUUCUCCCGCCGGGAUAUAAAAUUGAAGUGCAGCGUAAUGAUCAAGGGUAUGCUUUUCAAGUCUCAGUGAGUAUGCCUAGUCCAACUGGUAGCAUAAAUUCAGGACCUCAGGAGCAUCGUUCUGCAAUGAUUCUUAAAGGUUCUGGAACUAUCAAUGUGUCUGGACAGCAACCCCCUUCUGGACAACCACUAUCUAUCACUCAGCAUAUGACUCCAGUUACGCCUCAAGCUCCCCAACAACCACAACAACAACCACCUAUUGUUCAUCACACCCCACCAUAUGGUGGUAAUGCUGCUCCACCUCUGUCUUAUGGGUCAUUAACACUAUCGGCUGCUCAAGCUGCAGUAACCCAUGCUCUUCAAGGACGUACAGAUACUCCACAAAACCAACCAGUGGAAUUCAAUCACGCUAUCACCUAUGUGAAUAAAAUUAAAAGUCGUUUCCAAGGUCAACCCGAAAAAUAUAAGAAGUUCUUGGAAAUACUACAUACGUAUCAAAAAGAACAACGCACAUUAAAGGAAUCAUCAAGCAUAGGUAGCAGUCUAAAACAUCUCACAGAACAAGAAGUCUAUAGUCAGGUAGCUAAACUUUUUGAAAAUCAAAGCGAUCUCUUAACAGAAUUUGGACAAUUUCUUCCUGAUGCCACCAGUCACAUAAGUCAGGUACCAGUUUCUGAACACUCCAACUCUGUGAAAAAACUUCCAGCCAAGCCAUACCACAGAGAUCAUAUGCCAGAACGACACGGAGUUCAUCAUAAACCAAGCCAUAUCUCAGGAAGCACUGUUAAGAGAUCUCCUCCAUAUUCCUCGUAUCAACACCGUGAUGCACCACCCCCAAAGAAGCACAAAAUUUCUCAAACAUGUCGAGAUGUGAGUUUAAGUGAGGCUGGAAAAUAUGGAACUCUAAACGAUUACGCAUUUUUUGAUAAGGUCCGAAAAGCUGUCCGUUCUCAAGAAGUUUACAACAACUUUUUACGUUGCCUCACACUCUUUAAUCAAGAAAUUGUUUCAAAGUCCGAACUUAUUCAAAUAGUUACACCCUUUCUUGGCAAAUUUCCCGAACUUCUUCGUUGGUUCCGUGAAUUUAUGGGCCAAAAUGAAAGUGAACCCGUACUAUUUAACGUAGCUAGAAACGAGCGUCCUCAAGGCGAUCAUGCCCUGGAAAUUGAUUUGGCAACUGCAAAGAGGCUUGGAGCUAGUUAUUGCAUCAUUCCAAAGGCACAAGAAGGAUUGAAAUGUUCCGGUAGGACGCAACUCUGCAAGGAAGUACUGAAUGAUCAGUGGGUGUCAUUUCCUACAUGGUCUGAAGAUAGUACUUUUGUUAGUUCACGCAAAACUCAGUAUGAGGAAUAUAUGUAUCGUUGUGAAGAUGAACGGUUUGAAUUGGAUGUUGUUAUUGAAGUAAAUGCUUCUACCAUCAGGGUUUUGGAAGGGAUCAACAAAAAGAUGGGCAGAAUGAACACUGACGAUCUUAACAAGUUCAAAUUAGAUGAUUGUUUGGGAGGUAACUCUCCCACACUGCAUCAAAGAGCAAUCAGAAGAAUAUAUGGGGAUAAAGCACAGGACAUAAUUGAUGGCUUGAAGCGAAAUCCUGCCGUAGCUGUGCCUGUGGUGCUGCGAAGACUUAAAGCUAAAGAAGAAGAAUGGCGAGAAGCACAAAAAGGCUUUAAUAAAGUUUGGAGGGAACAAAACGAAAAAUACUAUUUAAAGAGUCUUGACCACCAAGGCAUUAAUUUUAAACAGACUGACGUUAAGGCGUUGCGGUCAAAAAGUCUUUUUAAUGAGAUUGAAACCAUUUUUGACGAGAGGCAUGAACCUGAUGAUAAUACAAAUACAGAACCAAUUGUUGGUCCACAUUUAGUUUUGCAUUAUAAAGAUCGUACAAUACUAGAUGAUGCAACAAAUUUGCUUAUUCAUCACGUUAAACGUCAAACAGGCAUUCAGAAAGGAGAAAAAAGGAGAAUUAAGCGCUUAUUAAGUCAGUUUAUACCUGAUUUAUUCUUCCAUCCUAGACUUCAACUUAGCGAUGACGAAAGAGAAGAAGAAGAUGAUAAAGAAGGCUGUGAUGAUAGUCCAAAUAGUUCUCCUAAGUCCGAAAAAGAUGUUAAAAAAGAAGGUUGCAGUCCUGGUAAAUCACCUGCUAGGGGAGAUGCUAGUCCAGAUUUACUUGAAAUUGACAGCAAAGAAGAAGAUCAGAAAGUACCUUUGCAUGCACAGCACUGUGAUCCGGAUGAAGCAUACACAUUAUUUAUGGCCAACAACAACUUAUACAUUUUUCUCCGAUUACACGCCAUUCUUUGUGAGCGUUUGGCGAAAAUCUAUGAACGGGCUGUAAUCAUGGCAACUGAAGAAGCAAAGUCCCGUUCAAAUCGCAAAGAAAGUACAGCAAUAGCUUUAAGACUUAAACCUAAACCUCAAAUUGAAAUUGAAGAAUACUAUCCAGCUUUCCUCGACAUGGUGAAGAAUCUCCUUGAUGGCAACAUGGAAUCUAAUGCCUAUGAAGAUACGUUACGAGAAAUGUUCGGAAUUCACGCGUAUGUAGCCUUUACGUUAGACAAAGUUAUAUCCAACGCAGUGCGACAGUUACAACAUUGUGUUACCGAAAGGACAGCUCUUGCGUGUCAAGAAUUGUUUUUGAAGGAGUCUAAAAAGGGUGGAACAGGUGGACCAUGUGCCACGGCAUAUAAGAGGGUAUACCAGGAAAUGGCUUACCAACGAACAGCUGAAAAGGCAGUCCAAGAAGAAAAUUGUUUUAAAAUUUUUAUCUAUAAGGAAGACUGUAGAAUGACGAUUGAACUCCUAGAUACUGAUUCAGAUGACAUGAAGAAAGUUGAAGAUGGAAAAAAGUGGAGCGAUUACAAGGAACAUUAUGCCAAUAUUGUUGAUGAAGCAAAGCCUAGAUCACCUGUGUACUUGCAUCGAAAUCUCAGGCUGUAUCAGAGAAAAGUGGUGAAUUGUUCCAGUAAGAACAGGCGCCAAAUUAAAAAUCACCAAUCAAAUAGAGAUGACGAAUCACUUGGAGAGAAUAAAAAGACAGAUGGAAAAAGUUUCAAUAUUCUAGAUGCCAUCGAAAGAAAGCUUAAUGAAAGGACAGUACCUCUAAGAGAUCAUACACAUCAUCCUGGUUAUGAGGUUAAUGACGAAACAGAAUGUAAAUUUAAUGUUCAAGACUCGAAAAUUAUGUUCACCAUACAAAAAGAUAGUUAUCUAUACAACAUAAGUGCCUUCCACCGAGCAAGAAAGUCUCAUCCCCAGGUAACGAGAAAAAAAGCGGGUCGCUUCCGCUCGUGGCUGAAAGAAUGGACUAGCGAGCAUGUUAGUGACAUUCAAGUGAAGCAGUGUACAGAUUGGCUGAUGGGUAGAUGUGACGGCGUGGUACCCAACAGAACGCGCGUACUAACUGAUAACGAUCUAACUAGGACUCCAUAUGUAUCUUACAACAGGUAUCGUGUUGAACAUUUGAGCUCGGUCGAUACUUCAAGCGUUUGAAAAUCAAAAAUAUUUAAAAACGGGCGAUUUCCUAGAAUUUAAUAGUUUUCCAUAAUACUUGUCAACGAAUCAAUAAUUGAAUUACAUUUCAAUGUCUACUAGAUUAAAAAAUGUUUAUAUUUUAAAAUUUUGUAAUAUAUUUUUAAUAUUCAGGUUUUCUCCUUCUAACUUUUGUGUUAGAUUUUAUAUGUUGACUAGUUCCAUUAUUACAAUAAGAACUGGGCUGGCAAGGUUAAAAUCUAUUUUUAAAUGGAGUUACGAGAUCAAAUAAUCAAUAUUAGGUGGUUUAAACUUCAUAAGCCACAUCUAUUUCGUCACAAUAUUUUAUUCAACAAUUCUUCAUAUUUUAAUAAUCUAUAAUUCUAGCCGGGAUUAUUAUAACUGUUUCGUAAAUUAUUCGAAAUUUAAUUUUAUGUGAUCAUUGCUAUAAAACUAAUAAUUGAUACUGUCAAAUGGGGUCAACUAUUUUCUUUCUUUAUAAAAUUGCCAAUGGGUUUUAUCCACAUAACCUUUGUUUCUUGCAUCUAGUAGACAUACUGUUUAAUUACUAUUUUUAGUUUCAUUUAAAACAACGCACGUUUUAAAUGUUUUGUUACGAGAUAUUUUGAGAGAGGGCCAAUAUAAAUUAAAAUAUGUGGUGUCCUACAUAUUUAUUAGUUUUGUUUUCUUUAAUUCUAGGAACUGGCUCAGAUUUGCAAUAUUGUGUUAUUUUUUUAUAAUUGUUGUUUGUUACAAGACCUUAAUCCGGUUCCUUAUAAAGGCAUAUUUUGUAUGGUGUUGUGGCGGGGCUUUCAAUUCGUAAGUUUUAUAUUUUUGUCUCGUCACUUACAGGAUUUUUUAUGUAGGUGUUCAAAGCAAAAUAGUAUCUGAAUAUAAUGAUUUAAAUCCAAAGUACUUAACCAUUUAAUUCAUUAGACAAUAAAUAUUCUUUGUAUUUUUUUUAUCAUAAUAAAUAUUUUUCCAAAACCAAUUUUAGUUAAAAGUUCAUUUAUGUGAAUUGACAAUGGAAAAUGCUUCACUAAAUGUUCAAUAUGAUUUUUAUAUCAAAAUCUUGGUCUUCCAGUAAGUACUAAACUGUUAAUACUUUAACUGUUAUGUGAAAAUUAACAUAACUAUGACCGCUUUGAUCACUUACCACUUUUGUAAAAAAUCGUCCGAGCACCAUUGUUUAUUUUUUUUCGAAAUUUCUAAACAAAGUUCGAAAGUAUUUUAUUUAUUUAUUUUUUUUUUAAGAAGAAGCCCUCGCAGUGAUACUAUUUUUAUGUGUAUGUAACCUAUUAUUUAAGUCCAAAACUCAUUGUACUUGUUUGUUCAGAUUUUUUAAUUUUAAUUUAAUGCUGAGAUUUUUUUGAUCUUAGCAUGCAUGUAUGCAUCGGUCGAUCAGAUAUUAAAUUAAUAAAUGUACAUUAGUUGUUA
Diabrotica virgifera virgifera (western corn rootworm) is the source of this 5691-nucleotide messenger RNA. RefSeq names its product paired amphipathic helix protein Sin3b (gene Sin3A). NCBI's taxonomy places the organism in Eukaryota, Metazoa, Arthropoda, Insecta, Coleoptera, Chrysomelidae. Gene Ontology annotation, cellular component: chromatin. The record is from RefSeq and is a predicted model, not a curated record. The transcript is spliced from 12 exons. Gene Ontology annotation, molecular function: transcription corepressor activity. Gene Ontology annotation, biological process: negative regulation of transcription by RNA polymerase II. The coding region runs from base 211 to 4275 and encodes 1354 amino acids.